AUGAGCAUGCAGGAGGCAUUGCGAACACUCGGAUAUAAUACUUAUCACAUGGAGGCUUUGCUGCGAGACGGCUCCCAUGCGAAGAAGUGGAGAGAGCUUUAUGAAGGUAAGGUCUCAGUGAAGGAGGUCUUCGAAAAGAUUGCCAAGGAUGGCUACAACGCAACCAUGGACAAUCCCAUGUGCGAGUAUUUUGCAGAGCAGAUGAAGAUGUUUCCUGAUGCGCAAGUUAUCCUCACACUGCACCCUAAGGAAGCAGCUGGUUGGGAAAAGUCUUUCUCAACUCUGAUGGAAACCGUUCGUGUUCAGAGCAGUCCCUUCUCUCUCUUCUACCCGAACUUUCUCUCCUUCAUUCCUAGAGUUCAGGAUCUCAAUGCAGCUCGCUGCUUGAUGGGACAGAAAACCAUGUGGCUAGAGCCCUGCAAACUCAUUUACGAGUACGAUCAGCAUCGUGAGGGCUGGCUGGCCACCCAGUACGAGAAGCACAAUGCGAUGGUUCGGACCCUUGUGCCGGAAGAGAAGCUCCUCGAGUUCACAGUGACGGAGGGCUGGGUGAACGACUCCGCCUUUAUCGCACGGCUUGGCUUAAUGCUGAAGGUGGUGAUCUACUCGUGGAUCCCCGUCACCGUGCUACUGCUCAU
Molecule: messenger RNA, 638 nt
Organism: Symbiodinium necroappetens
Lineage: Eukaryota; Dinophyceae; Suessiales; Symbiodiniaceae
Source: the annotation of a GenBank genome assembly